AUGAAAGUAUUGAUAAUAGGCGGCGGCGUCGGAGGUCUUUGCUUAGCGCAUGGUCUUCUCAAGGCAGGAAUAGAAGUGCAGGUGUUUGAGCAACAGUUGAAUAACACUGAGAACUUAGCUGGAUAUGGAAUCCAUAUCAAUCAAGAUGGUAGACGUGCAUUGCGGGCCUGCCUACCUCUUUCAAACUGGACACAACUCCAGACUAUUUUUACACCCGCUGGGGCACAGCUAUAUUUUCGCGACACGCAGCUACAGCUCUUAGCCGAACGAGAUGAUGCAGAGCUAAGUGGAAAGUCGAUCAAGGAAACAGAGCGGUGUGGUAUCGGACGACUGGAGCUUCGCGAUGUCUUACUCGAAGGUCUUAUCAACAAAUCACUUCCGGUUGUCCAGUGGAACAAAGUCUUCAUUCGUUAUGACCAACUCGAAGGGCAUGUUCGCGCCCAUUUUUCCGACGGGACCUCUGCUGAUGGAGAUUUACUUGUUGGUGCUGACGGACCAAACUCGACGGUACGCCAUCAAUAUCUUCCGAAUCUGAAACGUUUGGAUCUUGGGGUAUCCGCUAUUGCUGGCCGUUACUUGCUCAAUGAGAAGCGAAUUGAAAAUCUUCCAGCUGAGAUAACGGAUGGAUCACUGAACAACAUUGUCCCAUAUGGGAAAGGUUGGAUGUUUAGUUCAGCUUGGAAAUCAAGACCCGCUGAUGGAAAUCAUUAUUCGGAGGCGGAACAUUACGUUGUCUGGGCGUAUGUAUUGCCAACAGAAGACAUUCCUCAAAACGUCGAUGGGCUCGACGGAGCGAAGUUGAGAGACCACGUACUUGAGGUUACGAAAGGAUGGUCGCUACAGUUACGAAACAUGUUGAGCGACUCGGACACGUCCUCUAUCAAGUAUCUAUCUCUACGUUCGAUGCCAACUCUACGCCAAUGGGAUCCCAGUAACGUCACCCUUCUGGGUGAUGCUAUUCACAAUAUGACGCCUAUGGGCGGUAUUGGUGCGAACACUGCACUUCAAGAUGCAGAAGUUCUUUCAAAGCAUAUUACGGACGUUGCGGCUGGUAGAUUGACCAUAGUUGAAGCAGUUGGCAAUUAUCAAGGUGAAAUGUUGGUUUAUGCCAACGAGGCAUUGCAGCUGUCUCGGAGAAAUGCAGAAACCGCAUGCAACGGGAGAGGAAUCCGACGCUUUAUUUUUCGGGGUCUUCUUCGUGCUGCGCAAGCUUCUCCUGCGAUUAUGCGUGCGACUAUUGGACGAACAGCAGUGAAAGAGUAA
This is a messenger RNA of Trichoderma aggressivum f. europaeum, 1263 nucleotides long. RefSeq lists its product as uncharacterized. Gene Ontology annotation, molecular function: FAD binding. The transcript has 2 exons. The record is from RefSeq and is a predicted model, not a curated record. Bases 1 to 1263 code for a protein of 420 amino acids. NCBI's taxonomy places the organism in Eukaryota, Fungi, Ascomycota, Sordariomycetes, Hypocreales, Hypocreaceae.